Molecule: messenger RNA, 1642 nt
Organism: Filobasidium floriforme
Lineage: Eukaryota; Fungi; Basidiomycota; Tremellomycetes; Filobasidiales; Filobasidiaceae
Exons: 2
Coding region: 163-1491 (442 amino acids)
Source: RefSeq, a predicted model, not a curated record
GUUUGACGAUCAUCUCCCGACAAGUCGACCGUAGCCGUCAUACAUCAUCUAGUACGUCAGUACAAAUCCGAUUAAAGAGCUCUAUCAGAUAUCCGGUGACGAAAAAGACGACGGCACUCGUCUGGUCGUGCCGGCAGUCAAUCGACGGGACGCAGCGAGGGGAUGGGAUCAGAGGAUAUCAACGAUAGUUUAACGACCAAACAUUUUACGAAACCGAUCGACGAAGGGGGAGAGCGGCGGUCUGGUGGUUUGGCGACCACUCGCACCGAACGACGUACUUUGCCAUCUGCGAUCCAAGACCUGACGAAUACCCAUACUGGACGACGCACUCUGCCAGCUCCGAUUCAAGACCUGACGAACACCCAUACUGGACGACGCACUCUGCCAGCUCCGGCUUUAGAGUUUACGAAAACUUCGCUUGAAGACCUCGCGAGAAGGUCAAAUCUGAUCAAGCACGACGAGAACAGUCACAGAGCUGUUCGCGGCCGGCGAUCUUGGUUCGAAAUCCAGAAGCAAGGCAACGUCGCCGGUCUUAUCUUUGACCGGAAAUAUCCUCGCUCGUCUCGCGCAACCAAACCGACUCCCUCAGAGAUCGCUCAACUCGAGACCGAACAAACGUCAUCCUCGACAACAUCCGCCGAGAUGGCUAGCGAAGUCGUCGCCCCCGUCCACAUCGUUGGCAAUGUCGUUCCACCUCCUCUGCCGGCCGAAUCACCCGAGGUGUGGGCCGAGCUCUGGCGGCCUGGCGGUAGCGAUGAUUACGAGCUCUUGGUCUAUCCGCCUACCCUCGGCGACCACCGCGCGAUCAUCAAUCAAAUCCUCUAUCUUUUGAUAUCGGCUAUUCCUUUCGCUGUCGACAAGGAGGGUAAAGAUCUCAAUUACCGAUUCCGUUGCGAAGGCGAGUACGCUUUCAAGACCUCUGAACUCAAGGACUUUCUCCUGCGCGCGCCGAAAUUAAAGCUUCGCGGCGUGGUCGACGGGGCGAUCAGAGUACUCAAUCUCGACACACGCGACUUUGCCAAUCGUCCAUGCGUCCUCAUCUUCGAGGUGAAACCCGCCGCUGUCAAACCCACCGGCGCCAAGAACAAAAGCGGAGCAGAAGUCGAAUACUUCGUCAGCGCCGCCAUCGCGAAAGAAGCGGACGAGCAGAUCCGGCACCGCGCCAACUCUGCAUCCCUCAACCCUGCUUCUCCUACUCUCAUCUUUCUCAGCAUUAUUGGCUGUUCUAUCAGACCUUACCUAUGGACGGGUGGGCAGAUUAGACCCAGCAAUGUUGACAUCACUAUCCAUGAGAGUAGGACCUCAGAGGGACCUAGUCCCACCUUGUGGGUAGAUCUGAGGAGUGAUCACGGCAAGAGGCUGUUUCAGCAGGUGGUGUUGGAUGUUGUGAGGAUUCUGGGAGGCAGAGGUCCUCUAGACCCUGAAAUGUAUGGCCCAGUCGGCGUGGGGGCUUCGCAAGCGUCUGUCGUUUUUGACACCGGCGGUGAGUAGCGAUCGCGAGACGUGAAUCACGAUUUCCUUCUGUUCACGAAAAGGUGUGAUUGUACGUUGAUUGACCGCGGCGAAACGUUCGGAACCCAGCUGUCGAUCGCCGCGGACGCUGAACGAUGUAAUGAGAUAACAUACGCGGCCGAUUCCUGAC